UGUCACCUGUGUCACAAGGAUCUUCCAUGGGAUCUCCCUCUUUUAGAGCUCUUUUAGAUGUUUUUAAAUUAUCAAAUGGUAUCAGCAAAAUAAUGAUGUUUGGAAAUCAUAGAAGAACUUAAAUAAGCUAGUGGAAAUAUGAACUUAAUCCCAAACAACAACAAAAAAGGGGUGUUGACCAUGCAUCCCGAAAAGAUUUGAACAAUAAAUAUACCUAACUGCUAAUGUCCAGUGAAAGUGUGAAACUAAAAUCUAAUCCCUAAAAUAUAAAAUCACGAUGCCGAACUCUACCGCAGGCGCAGCCGCUUUUGAUGAAAACUCUGAUCCUAACAACCCGGUAGUGGUGAAGUUUGAGGACAUAGAGGCUGCCGCCCACCGCAUCGCCGGUACCGUGGUGCGGACGCCCUUGCUCAAAGCCCACUUGGGUCAAGCGUAUGGCAUGGAAAUAUACUACAAAGCUGAGUUUUUUCAACCUACAGGAAGUUUCAAAGAACGUGGAGUGAGCAAUCUCCUGGCGACUCUCACAGAAGACCAAAAGAAGCAUGGCGUGAUAUCGGCCACGACCGGCAACCACGGCUCGGCCAUGUGCUACCACACCCUGAAGGCAAACAUACCGUGCCACGUCGUCAUGCCAACCAAUUCCAGUCCAAUGAAAAUUGCCAAGUGCAAGGCCAUGCUGGGAAACAGGGUUAUCAUACACGGAGAUGAUAUCAUGAGCGCCAAACUGUUCGCUCUUGAAUUAGCUAAGGAGAAGAAGAUGCUUUAUGUUAAUGGAUACGACCACAUCCGCGUGAUCGAGGGCCAAGGAACAGUGGGGCUGGAGGUGGUGGAGCAGCUGUCCACGGUGGACGCCGUGCUGGUGCCGGUGGGCGGCGGCUCUCUGCUGGCCGGCAUCGCCAACGCCAUCAAGCAUCUCAAGCCUGACACGGAGAUUUAUGGCAUUGAAACGGAGAAAACGUGCUCAAUGACGGAAUCAGUCCGAAGAGACGAGUUAACGGCAGUACCUUACGCAGACUCCAUCGCCGACGGGCUGGCGGUCAGCAUGGCGGGAGUCAACUCCUUCGCCAGCAUCAAAGGAAUGGUGGACAAAAUGGUUGUAGUAAAAGAGGAAUGGGUGAUGCGUGCUAUCAUGCAUCUUCUUGAAGACGAGAAGGUCAUGGUUGAAGGAGCCGGCGCCACGGCCUUCGCUGCGAUCAUGGCAGGCAUGUUCGAAAACCUCAAAGGGAAGAAAGUGGUAUGCAUAUGCUCCGGCGGCAACAUCGAUUCCAAAGUUCUGUCUCGCGCCAUAGAGCGGGCUUUAGGAGCUGAGGGUCGGCUGGUGAAGUUCAAGGUGACGGUGGCGGACCGGCCGGGCGGCGCGGCGGAGCUGUGCGCGCUGCUCACCGGCAUCGGCGUGGGGAUACGAGACAUGCUGCCGGACAGGACCUGGGUCAAGAGCGAUGUGUUCAGCGUUCAGCUGAAAGUAGUAGCAGAGGUGACCGGCAUGGACCAGCUGAAAGAGCUCACGGAGGUCAUAAAGAGGAACUACAAGGAGUACUACUUCCACGACUUGAGCGCCAAGACCAAGUCUGCGCCGACGCGCCGCGGCCCCUGCCUCGCGCCAAACCCCGUCUGCAUGCAGAAAUAGAUCUAACAACUAGAGAGAGUGUAAAAAAUUUAAAUUAAAAAGUGAACCGAAUAUAAA
Messenger RNA from Plutella xylostella (diamondback moth), 1684 nucleotides. RefSeq names its product L-threonine ammonia-lyase. The record is from RefSeq and is a predicted model, not a curated record. Gene Ontology annotation, biological process: L-serine catabolic process; L-threonine catabolic process. NCBI's taxonomy places the organism in Eukaryota, Metazoa, Arthropoda, Insecta, Lepidoptera, Plutellidae. Gene Ontology annotation, molecular function: L-serine ammonia-lyase activity; threonine deaminase activity.